AUGAUUGUGCGCAAGAUUACCGCCACUAAGCUCCAAGCUGCGAGCUAUCUACUUGGAGUUGCGCUCUUCUCUAUCUCGUUCCUGGUAUUCUUGAAUGCAUCCAUCUCGUUUGUUGUCACGGACGUCAUCGGCCGCAAGCAUGGUGUCGGCAAUGUAGUUGGCACAUUGGGAUUCGCUGACGAGCUUGUCGCUUUGGUUGCUUGUCCACUCUGGGGCUUGUUGAGCGACAAGAUAGGAGUCAGGAAUGUGGCUGUGAUUGGAUAUCUGAUCAUUGGCGCCAGUCUCAUGCUACUGGUGCAGAGUCACAAUGUAUAUCCACAGCUACUGCUCGGUAGGAUGGCAUUCAGCAUUGGAGGCGCUGCAUGCUCGACCAUGGUCACCGCUAUCCUGCCUACAAUGACAGCCGAACGAAAACAGACUACCCUUUCGGAAGCCAGCCAGACCUAUGGAGAAGGUAUCGCGACACCAACCAACCCCAGCGCUCGACAUUCAGGCGCUUUCAGCAUCAGUAGCGAGGUUACCAUCACUCCUGCACGAUACGUCCAAAGGCCACCGAAUUUUAGACGUCGGUCGCAGAAACGCCGCUUUGCUACAGAUUCUGCCACGCCAAAGAAAUCGGAUCUUAGUCAACUUGCUGGCUAUGUCGGCAUGUUUACCGGAAUCGGCGCCCUUGUCGCUGUCGGUAUCUUCCUACCACUUCCUGUCAAGUUUUCUGGAAAGGGUGUCGCUCAGGCGGAUGCCGUCAAGGACAGUUUCUACCUCGUCGGAAGCGUGUCUAUCAUUGUUGCCCUACUAGUAUCUCUAACUCUCCGCGGACUUCCAGGUGAAGAGGACAAAGGUUUCCACAAGCUGUUUUACUCAGGCAAGAGUACCGAUGACCAUGAUGCCAACGAAUCCACGACUCUGAACCCUACACCGUCAUACUAUCAACUUGUCCGUUCCGCCAUCAUGCUGGGCUUCACCGACUCUCGAAUCGCUCUAGGAUAUCUAGGUGGCUUUGUCGCGAGAGCUUCCUCCGUUGGCAUAUCACUUUUCAUCCCACUCUUUGUCAACGCCUACUUCAUCCGCGAAGGUCUUUGCUCCGACGAUCCAAGCGAAGAUAUCAAGUCCAGCUGCAAGCGCGCAUACACGCUUGCAUCUAUGCUGACCGGAUUCUCUCAACUAACUGCACUGCUAGCUGCACCUCUGUUUGGAUGGUUCAACGGCUACAUGAGCAACAAAGGAGAGCAGCUAUCCUACCUCCCUCUAGGCAUUGGCGCCAUCGCCGGCGUCAUUGGCUGUAUCUCGUUUGGUUUACUCGACAACCCCGACCCAUUCCACGGAAGCGCUGACGGCAAAGGCGCAAUCUUGGCUGUUAUCCUUCUCGGAUUCAGUCAAAUCUCAGCUAUCGUGUGCUCGCUGGGUAUCCUCGCAAAAGGCAUUCAAGCUUCUGCGCCAACAACCACUGCAUCUGCCAACAUAGAACCAGAUACCCUGUCUGAAGCACAAGAACCUNCCACCGAGCCUACCUCUGCAGAAGAACCAACAGAAGUUGCACCACUGCUACCUACCGUCAAUGAAGCUGCCCCACCACAGACGACAACUGAACUCGACAGGGGACAACUCAAAGGCACAAUCGCAGGUGUAUACUCUCUAGCCGGCGGCGUGGGCAUCCUCCUACUCACAAAACUCGGCGGCGUGCUCUUCGACAAGACAAGCACAGGUGCACCAUUCUAUAUGCUCGCAGGCUUCAACGCCAUCUUGCUUCUCGCUGUCGCCGUUGUGUUUAUCGUGCAAAGGUUGCGGAAAGUCACUGUUUCUGAUGCUUAG
This is a messenger RNA of Aureobasidium vineae, 1809 nucleotides long. Lineage: Eukaryota; Fungi; Ascomycota; Dothideomycetes; Dothideales; Saccotheciaceae. The record is from the annotation of a GenBank genome assembly.